Cladophialophora yegresii CBS 114405 is the source of this 1716-nucleotide messenger RNA. RefSeq lists its product as uncharacterized. The record is from RefSeq and is a predicted model, not a curated record. The coding region runs from base 1 to 1716 and encodes 571 amino acids. NCBI's taxonomy places the organism in Eukaryota, Fungi, Ascomycota, Eurotiomycetes, Chaetothyriales, Herpotrichiellaceae. The transcript has a single exon.
AUGCCGUCGCGCAUCCAAGGCACAUCGCCCUCUCCACGACAGGCUCCCAGUACCGUCAACGAUGUGGUCAAUGCUCUGCAGCGCAAAUUGACAAGCAACCACAUUGAAACGUCCGUCACCCCUCCGAGAAGACCGUCAUUCUCGAUGGAUUCAUUACUUCAUCCCAAAAAGGACAAGAAUCAUGAAGAGCCCCGAGACCGCGACUCCAGCAAUUCCAAGCGUUUGUCACUAACCGGCCGUCAUUCAAGCAAAUCCAAGGACAGCGCAUCUGCCCGUUCGCCGCGAGUCACAGCAGCUCAGCCGGGCCGCUUCGAAAUGAUCAUUGAAUCCCCUCCGCUGGUUAUGUAUGGGAACUCUAGCAAUUCGAGUGGAGCACUACUGUCGGGCCGCCUGAAAUUCCUAGUCAGCGAUCCCACCGGUGAGGUGCGGUUAAACAAUUUCCACAUGGUGCUGAGAGCCAUCAGUACUUCCAAGAAACCGGUUGGCAAAGACUGUAGGGAAUGCAGCGAGAAGGUCGAGAUCCUCAAGACCUGGGAAUUCCUUUCCGAACCACGGACUUUCUCUGGCAAAGACAACCAAUUUCCUUACUCCUUCCUCCUCCCAGGCCAUCUGCCCGCCUCGACACAAUCCCAGCUGGCGUCGAUCCAAUACUCGCUGCUGGCAACAGGGACCACUUCGCAUGGCGAGGAGAUUACCAUGACUCACCCAUUGACUGUCCAACGAGCAAUUCAACCUGGUCCCGACAAGUCAAGCAUUAGGAUCUUCCCGCCGACCAAUCUUACCGGGCGAGUACAACUUCCCCCGGUCGUCCACCCCAUUGGCGUCUUCCCAGUCACAAUGUCAUUAAGCGGCGUGGUGGAAAAGAAGACCGAAAGUCAGACUCGGUGGAGGCUCAGAAAAAUGACCUGGCGGGUCGAGGAGCACUCCAAGGCAAUAUCGAACCCCUGCCCCAAGCAUGCUCACAAGGUCAGCGAGGGAAAGUCCAUCCUCCACCAGGAAACCAGAGUCCUCGGCAACGACGAGUUGAAGGGUGGCUGGAAGAGUGACUUUGAUACAAUCGGAGGUGAAAUCACCAUGGAAUUCGAGGCGUCUUUGACGACUAAGAGUGGCCAACGACCCAGCUGCGACGUGGAUUCGCCGACAGGAAUUGAAGUCAAGCACAACCUGGUCAUCGAGUUGAUAGUCGCCGAAGAGUUUUGCCCGAACAAAAAUCUUUCCCUCGUCACUCCCACCGGUGCUGCCCGUGUGCUCAGGAUGCAGUUCGGCUUAGUUGUUACAGAACGAGCCGGCAUGGGUAUUAGCUGGGACGAAGAAAUGCCACCUGUUUACGAAGAUGUUCCACCAAGUCCACCCGGGUAUGGCAGCGCCGACAGGAAUGACGGGGCGUGGGGUGGAGCGGUCAUCGAGGACUACCACGGCGAGUUGCCCGAAUAUGAAGAUCUGGAAAACAUGGGCAACGAAGAAUCUUCUGCUGCCGCACGCAAUACCGGCCUUCCAAUGCGACAGAGGCCGCACCCGGUUGGCCGAUCCAGCUCCGGCGGUGACGGUCCCUCGCGGAGAUUCAGUCCCAUCAGGAGACCUUUGGCUGGUUUGACGAACGACGAGCUGGGUGCCGAGCCUCCUCAGUACACCUUGAACCGGCGACAGUCGGGAGACCAGCAACAGACUGACUCGCAAGAAGAUUAUGCCGAAGGCAGCACGUCGGCCGCGCGAUAA